UCUUUUUAGUGUUCUUGAAGGUGUUUUAACAAAAUUUGGGUCAUACCUUCCAACCGUAUUGUGUGGUCUACUUUCUAGCAGGCUGAGACUAUUCUAAUCUCUGUUCAACAAGUUGAACAUAUGGCAUUGGAGAUACUGGCUGAUGCGUGUUUAUGUUCAAUGUGUGAGAAGCUGAUGACCAAAAAAAAGCUUAUUGCAACUCAGGUGGGAUGUGUGGUACUUUGACAGCCGACUAGACAGUCAGAGUUAUGGAAAUAUUUUGAAAAUGAAGACAAGUUGAUGGUUAUCGGAGCAAAAAAAGGAAACAGCUGAGAGUUUAAAGGAGAAUGGUGGAAACAUGUCAUCUGUGAUGCAAAGAAAACUUACCCGAGUGGUUUUGUUAUAUAUGAUCUGAUGAUGGGAAAGUAUUGACCCAAGACAGAAAAGGGAAGGAUAGCAGUUCUGUAAUAGUGCAGUACAGCUGAAAUUGUAAGUAAGAUUCUGAGGAUUAAUACUGUAGGAUUGGAUUAGUCUAAAUGAUUAAAAAACCCCAGCUCUUUUUCUGUGACUACAAAAAGUGGACUGAAUAGGUUCUUAAAACUGACAACUUUCUCUCUUCAGGUGUGACUUCAGGUCUAUACACAAAGUUAACUUGGUUGGGAUCCCACAAUACAGGCAUGGCAUAACUGUGAGCAUCUCUGGUAUCUGUUUGAAGAGGACACUGUUGGGGGGCCCAGGUAUUUCUUUUAUAUUUUAUAGUUAUAGAGGUGUCCGGACUGUAAUGGUCAAAAGAUUUCCAGUAGAAGAGGAUGAGACAAGAAUUAAAUGCAUGUGGGAGACUCUGGACCUAGGCACUUCAUGCUUUUGAUGCUAGCUGGGAGGGAGCUUGAUAAACACUUUCACCAACUUUUCAUAGAAAAAACAGAUUUGUGGGUCGCUUCCAAACACCAUUGGUACAGAGAGAAAAUUCUGAGUAUGGCUUGAUCUGCUCUUGUGCUUGGCAGUGUUUCUAAUGAGUGUCCCAUGGACUCUAUCAAGUUCAGGGGGUUCUACUCUAGCACUGAGGAGCAGAACCCUGAGCAGCAACCUGGUAUCAGUGAAAACGUUUCUUCGUCAUUCUCUUUAAAAGAGCAGCAGAAAAUGAGUGAUUAUUCCGGACUUGCAAAUAACCAUAGCCAGAUGAUUGCUGAAGAUUCAGAAAUUCAGGCAAAGCCUGAGCACUCUCAUGAAGUUCUUCAGGAAGAUAUUGAAAUGAGCAGUGGAUCCAGUGGAAAUGACUUCAGUGGAAAUGACACAAAUGAAAACUACUCGAGCGGGCAUGAUUCUCAUGGCCAUGAAUCUGAUGAAAAUGGGAAAGAUUCAGCAAUGCUUAUGGAAUCUUCAGACUGUCAUAAAAGUUCAAGCUCAAAUGCAUUUAGUCUGAUGAUUGCAAACUCUGAACACAAUCAGUCUAGCAGUGGAUGCAGUAGUGAGCAGUCCACUAAAGCCAAAACACAAAAGGAAUUGCUGAAAACAUUACAGGAGCUGAAAGCUCACCUUCCUUCUGAAAAGAGAAUUAAAGGCAAAUCUAGUGUCCUAACGACAUUGAAAUACGCCCUUAAAAGCAUUAAACAAGUUAAAGCCAAUGAGGAGUAUUAUCAACUGUUGAUGAUUAAUGAAUCCCAGCCUGCUGGACUCAAUGUGUCAUCCUACACGGUGGAAGAAGUUGAGACCAUAACCUCAGAAUACAUCAUGAAAAAUGCAGAUAUGUUUGCUGUAGCUGUUUCUUUGAUUACUGGGAAAAUUUUGUACAUCUCGGAUCAAGCUGCUUCUAUUCUCCGCUGUAAGAGGGGUUAUUUUAAAAAUGCCAAAUUUGUGGAAUUCUUGGCGCCUCAGGAUGUCAGCGUGUUCUAUACUUCUACUACCCCAUACAGAUUGCCAUCGUGGAAUAUUUGCAAUAGAGCUGAGUCUUCCACCCAGGAUUGCAUGGAAGAGAAAUCUUUUUUCUGUCGCAUCAGUGCAGGAAAGGAGCGUGAGAAUGAGAUAUGCUAUCACCCAUUUCGGAUGACUCCUUACCUUAUCAAAGUGCAAGAUCCAGAAAUAGCAGAGGAGCAGCUUUGCUGUGUAUUGCUUGCAGAAAAAGUACAUUCUGGUUAUGAAGCACCCAGAAUUCCUCCUGACAAAAGAAUUUUUACAACUACACACACCCCGACCUGUUUGUUCCAGGAUGUAGAUGAAAGAGCAGUACCUCUGUUGGGAUACCUACCUCAGGACUUAAUAGGCACGCCAGUCUUGGUGCAUCUUCACCCAAAUGACAGACCCUUAAUGCUAGCAAUUCACAAAAAAAUUCUUCAGUAUGGAGGACAGCCCUUUGACUAUUCACCAAUCAGGUUUUGCACUAGAAAUGGAGACUAUAUAACCAUGGACACAAGCUGGUCCAGUUUCAUCAACCCUUGGAGUCGAAAAGUUUCAUUUAUUAUUGGAAGACACAAAGUUAGGACGGGUCCCUUAAAUGAAGAUGUCUUUGCUGCUCCCAACUAUACAGAGGAUAGAAUCCUUCAUCCCAGUGUUCAGGAAAUCACUGAGCAAAUAUAUCGGCUGUUAUUGCAGCCUGUACACAACAGUGGAUCCAGUGGCUAUGGAAGUCUAGGUAGCAACGGUUCACAUGAGCACUUAAUGAGUGUGGCAUCCUCCAGUGACAGCACAGGAAAUAAUAAUGAAGAGACUCAUAAGGAUAAACCAGAGGUUUGUCAAGAUGCCCGUAAGGUCAAGACUAAAGGACAGCAUAUUUUCACUGACAAUAAAGCAAAACUGGAAUAUAAGAGAGAGCCUUUUCCAGAAAAACAAAAUGGUCCUGGUAGUCAGGUGAAAGAUGUAGUGGGCAAGGAUGCUGCAGUAACAGCUGCUCCAAAAAAUGUGACUACUGAAGAGUUGGCUUGGAAAGAACAACCUGUAUAUUCUUACCAGCAGAUUAGCUGUUUGGACAGUGUCAUCAGGUACUUGGAAAGUUGUAAUGUGCCUGGCACAGCAAAAAGAAAGUGUGAACCUUCAUCAAGUGUUGCAUCACUGAAUUCUGGAGUUCAUGAACAAAAACCAGCUGCUAUACAGCCUUUGGGAGAUCCUGCUGUGUUGAAGGCAUCUGGUAAAUCAAAUGGUCCCCCAGUGGUUGGUGCUCACUUAACAUCUUUGGCUUUACCUGGCAAGCCUGAAAGUGUUGUGUCUCUCACAAGUCAGUGCAGCUACAGUAGCACCAUUGUUCACGUUGGAGAUAAAAAACCACAACCCGAAUUAGAAAUGAUAGAAGAUGGUCCAAGUGGAGCAGAACUCGUAGACGGCCAGCUUCUUGCCCCUCCAUCCACCUCUGCGCAUGUAAAUCAAGAAAAGGAGCAAUUUAAAAAGCUGGGACUUACAAAGGAAGUCCUUGCAGUGCAUACACAAAAAGAGGAGCAGAGCUUCUUAAAUAAAUUUAAAGAAAUCAAGAGAUUUAAUAUAUUCCAGUCCCACUGCAACUACUACUUACAUGAUAAACCAAAAGGACGACCUGGUGAACGGGGUGGCCGUGGACAAAGAAGUGGCACUUCUGGAAUCGAUCAGACUUGGAAGAAAAGUGGAAAGAACAGGAAAUCAAAGCGCAUUAAACCACAGGAGUCUUCUGACAGUACAACCUCUGGAACUAAAUUCCCCCAUCGGUUCCCUCUUCAAGGCUUAAAUACUACUGCUUGGUCACCAUCAGACACUUCACAAGCGAGCUACUCAGCAAUGUCUUUUCCCACUGUUAUGCCUGCAUAUCCACUUCCUGUUUUUCCAGCAGCAGGAACUGUGCCGCCAGCUCCUGAGACUUCACCCUCUGGUCUUAAUCAGUUGCCAGACUCUGGAAAUACUUGCCCUACGCAACCAUCCCAGUUCUCUGCACCCCUCAUGACGCCUGUCGUAGCUCUUGUGCUCCCCAACUAUGUCUACCCAGAGAUGAACAGUAACUUACCUCAGGCACUUUACCACAGCCAACCCAACUUCCCUGCCCAUUCCGCUUUCUCUUCACAGACAGUAUUUCCAACACAGCCACCGUUUGCUACACCCAGCCCUUUCCCACAACAGGCAUUUUUCCCAACACAGCCAUUCCAUUAUAAUCUGCCAGCAGAGAGUGAAAAGGCUCCUGUCACAGAGCCACGAAAUGAGCCAUCCCGUUCCUGCACUCCGCAGUCUGUGGGUCCUCAAGACCAGGCUUCACCACCUCUGUUCCAGUCAAGGUGCAGUUCUCCUCUGAACCUUCUACAGUUAGAAGAAACCACAAAAACUGCUGAAAGUGGGGCUCCUGCAGGUUUACAUGGAGCUUUGAGUGAGGAAGGAGCCGUAGGCAAAAUCAUGCCAACUGAUAACUGUAGUGGAAAGGGAUCCUUACCAGCUGAAUCUCCAAUGGAUGCUCAAAAUAGCGAUGAACUCUCCAUGUCUAGUGUCCUGCUUGACAUUUUACUUCAAGAAGAUGCAUGUUCAGGCACUGGUUCAGCUUCAUCAGGGAGUGCUGUAUCUGCAGCUGCUGAGUCUCUGGGGUCUGGAUCCAAUGGCUGUGGCAUGUCAGGGAGCAGAACAGGUAGUAGUGAAACUAGUCAUACCAGCAAGUACUUCGGGAGUAUUGAUUCCUCAGAAAAUCAUCAUAAAACCAAGAUGAAGGCAGAAAUAGAUGAAAGUGAGCACUUCAUUAAGUAUGUCCUUCAGGAUCCUAUAUGGCUUUUGAUGGCAAACACGGAUGACACUGUUAUGAUGACUUACCAGAUACCUUCACGAGAUUUGGAAACAGUUUUAAAAGAAGAUAAGCAGAAAUUAAAGCAAAUGCAGAAACUACAGCCUAAGUUUACAGAAGAACAAAAAAGAGAGCUGAUUGAAGUUCAUCCAUGGAUCCAGCAAGGUGGACUGCCAAAAACUGUUGCUAAUUCCGAAUGUAUUUUUUGUGAGGACAAUAUACAGAGCAAUUUUUAUACAUCAUAUGAUGAAGAAAUCCAUGAAAUGGACCUUAAUGAAAUGAUUGAAGACAGUGGGGAAAACAACUUAGUUUCCCUGAGUCAAGUCAGUGAAGAACAAACAUAGCCUUUGAGCCUGUUGUUUUCAAAGCUGCUUCAAAAGUACAGUGAUGAUCCAUAAUGGUUUUAAUCUUGUAUCCAGCAAGAUGAGUCCAGUUCAUAAAAACAUGUGUUUUUCUUGCUCUAGAAGAGUCAUUUGUGAAUGAAUCUCUUUUUAAAUGGUGGCAAUCUCUUCCCAGUAAGGACAUUGUUGAAGAUGGUGUAGCUUUUCUUUAAAAAAGACAGACUCGUAUUUUGCACUUAAAUGCCUCAAGUAUUUCUUUACAGACAAUAGAAACCUUCAUCGAUGCCUACUGUUUUUUGUAGAGUGGGUUAAUGAGUACUGAAAAUCCCCCUACGUACAUACAGGUCUUCAAAUCUCCUUUUGGUAAUGAUUAAGCACUAAAAAUUGUUCUAGCGAUUUUGCUUAGUGGCUCUUUAGCAUUGUUCUUAAUAUUUGAAGUGGUCCAGCAUUGUAGAAGAAAUAACAUUCAAGCAAAUUAAUUCACACUUGCCCUUCUCAUACCAGUUGAUCCCAUCCUCUGUUUCCUAUAGUUUUGAAUGUAGGAACCUUUUUUGUCUAAGAAAUGUUGAACUACAUUUGUAAAAUGGUCUUGGGUUAAAAUACUUACGUGAAUGUGUAAGUACAGAUGAGUGCUGACAACUUUGUAGCCUUUUUAUUUAAAUGGACACUGCAAUACCAUGAACUGUUUAUUACCUUGAAGCAUCAUUUUAAGAAUUUAUACACAAGACAUCUUUAUGCUUAGAGAUUUUAAAAGUAAGACCACAGAGGAUGACCGCGUAUGCUCCAGUGACUGGUAGACAAAGCUUGAUAUGACUUGAACCUUCAUUUCUGAUCUGUUCUGUCAGGAGCUUGGUCAUCAGUUGUUACCGUGUGGCUAAACAAACAUCAAACUUAUAUGUGGCAAGAGAGGAUUAGACAUUUCUUGUCAUUUGAAGAUAGUUCUUA
Strigops habroptila (Kakapo) is the source of this 5982-nucleotide messenger RNA. RefSeq names its product period circadian regulator 2 (gene PER2). Gene Ontology annotation, cellular component: nucleus; cytoplasm. Bases 1003 to 5040 code for a protein of 1345 amino acids. The record is from RefSeq and is a predicted model, not a curated record. The transcript is spliced from 24 exons. Gene Ontology annotation, molecular function: transcription cis-regulatory region binding; transcription corepressor binding. Gene Ontology annotation, biological process: entrainment of circadian clock by photoperiod; negative regulation of transcription by RNA polymerase II; circadian regulation of gene expression. NCBI's taxonomy places the organism in Eukaryota, Metazoa, Chordata, Aves, Psittaciformes, Psittacidae.